UCGAAGCUGUUCUUCACUCACUGCACUGCACUCACGCAAAGCAACAGCACGAGACAGUCACUAGGCCAAGGUCUGGAGAAGUCAGGGAGGUAAGCCCCACUUUGGCCCGACUCGGCAGCAUGGAACUGGUCCAGGACACCUCCCGCCCACCACUGGAGUAUGUGAAGGGGAUCCCUCUCAUCAAGUACUUUGCAGAGACAAUUGGGCCACUGCAGAGCUUCCAACCCAGGCCUGAUGACCUGCUCAUCAGCACCUACCCCAAAUCUGGCACCACCUGGGUGAGUGAGAUCCUGGACAUGAUCUACCAGGGUGGCGACUUGGAGAAAUGUCGAAGGGGCUCCAUCCUUACCCGGGUGCCCUUCCUUGAGUUCAAGGGUCCAGGGUGUCCCACAGGUCUUGAGGUUCUGAAAGAUACACCAGCCCCACGGCUCCUCAAGACACACUUGCCCCUGGCUCUGCUCCCCCAGGCCCUGCUGGAUCAGGUCAAGGUGGUCUAUGUUGCCCGAAAUGCAAAGGACGUGGCUGUCUCUUUUUACCACUUCUACCGCAUGGCCAAGGUGCACCCUGACCCUGGCACCUGGGACUGCUUCCUGGAGAAGUUCAUGGCUGGGGAAGUGUCCUAUGGGUCCUGGUACCAGCAUGUGCAAGAGUGGUGGGAGCUGAGACACACCCACCCUGUUCUCUACCUCUUCUAUGAGGACAUAAAGGAGAACCCCAAAAGGGAGAUUAAGAAGAUCCUGGAGUUUGUGGGACGUUCCCUGUCAGAGGAGACUGUGGAUCACAUUGUGCAGCACACGUCAUUCAAGGAGAUGAAGAAGAACCCCAUGGCUAACUACAGCAACAUACCCAUUGAAAUCAUGGACCACAGCAUCUCCGCCUUCAUGAGGAAAGGCAUCAUAGGGGACUGGAAAACCAUGUUCACGGUGGCCCAGAAUGAGCGCUUUGAUGCCGACUACGCUCAGAAGAUGGCAGGCUGCAGCCUGAAGUUCCGCUCGGAGCAGUGAGUGGUGUUCGUGGGAACCACUCCCACAAGGGAGACGUGUGAAAGCAGCCUGACAGCGGCCUCAAGAAUAAA
Messenger RNA from Molossus molossus (Pallas's mastiff bat), 1075 nucleotides. RefSeq names its product sulfotransferase 1A1. The transcript is spliced from 8 exons. The coding region runs from base 120 to 1004 and encodes 294 amino acids. The record is from RefSeq and is a predicted model, not a curated record. Gene Ontology annotation, cellular component: cytoplasm. Gene Ontology annotation, molecular function: sulfotransferase activity. Gene Ontology annotation, biological process: sulfation. NCBI's taxonomy places the organism in Eukaryota, Metazoa, Chordata, Mammalia, Chiroptera, Molossidae.